UGUUCUAGUAAGCAUGUUAGUUGACAGAUGGCAGGGCAGGUGGCAGUCAGAUGAUAAACAAAUCGUGAGUGAAUAUGGCUGUCUGCAUAGCUGUCAUCGGAAAAGAAAACUCUCCAAAAUAUGUUGCGUGUCUUCACUCCGAAAAUGAGCUGCAAUUUCAUUACAAAGUUCACACUGCCUUAGAUGUUGUAGAGGAAAAGCUUUCUCUAGCAGGCAAAUCAAAUUGUGAUGUUCGUGAGCUUUAUUUGGGGCUCCUUCACUCAACCGAAGAACACAAAAUAUUUGGAUAUGUUACAAAUACCAAAAUAAAAUUCAUAGUCAUUGUCGAAGCUGCAAAUACUACAUUAAGGGACAAUGAAGUGAGAACAAUGUUCAGAAGAUUACAUGCGGCAUACACAGAUGUUGUUUGUAACCCAUUUUACAUUCCUGGUGACCACAUUGUAUCCAAGAAAUUUGAAAAUGUGGUUAAAAGUAUUAUGAGUGGAAAUUCAUGAUUAUCGUAGGAUAAGAUUUGAAUUUGUUCUACCUCAAGUGAUUCAAUUGAUGUCUCUCAAGAAAAAACAAGAUCAAGCUGAUAAAUGCUUAAUUGUUCUCUUUAUUUACAGUUUAAAACCUUGAUAGUAAACAAGUUUGUACAGUA
Frankliniella occidentalis (western flower thrips) is the source of this 640-nucleotide messenger RNA. RefSeq names its product trafficking protein particle complex subunit 2-like protein. Bases 75 to 494 code for a protein of 139 amino acids. The transcript has 6 exons. Lineage: Eukaryota; Metazoa; Arthropoda; Insecta; Thysanoptera; Thripidae. Gene Ontology annotation, cellular component: TRAPP complex; nucleus; cytoplasm. Gene Ontology annotation, biological process: endoplasmic reticulum to Golgi vesicle-mediated transport. The record is from RefSeq and is a predicted model, not a curated record.